Molecule: messenger RNA, 1020 nt
Organism: Dissoconium aciculare CBS 342.82
Lineage: Eukaryota; Fungi; Ascomycota; Dothideomycetes; Mycosphaerellales; Dissoconiaceae
Product: glycosyltransferase family 32 protein
Exons: 1
Coding region: 173-907 (244 amino acids)
Biological process (GO): mannosyl-inositol phosphorylceramide biosynthetic process
Molecular function (GO): mannosyltransferase activity
Source: RefSeq, a predicted model, not a curated record
CCGUUAUUCACCUCGCAACGAGCAACAACGUCCCUCGGAAUCUGCAUAUGUCACUAUUCCCAGACUCAUACAUCAGAUUUCACUCGCCGAGGAUCACCAAAAUGGCAACAUCGCACGAUUUGCUCCUGCGAUGCAGAGUUGCCGAAUCUUGCACCCAGACUAGGAGUUUCACAUGUGGACGAACGACGACGCAAGCGACUUCAUGAGAACAAACUAUCCAGCACUUUAUCCACAUUACGAAAACUAUCGACAGACGAUCCAACGCGCGAACGUCCUCCGCUAUGCAUUGCUGCAUCAUUACGGUGGCGUCUAUCUCGAUCUCGACGUGGCAUGCCGCGUCCCAUUGGACGAUCUCCUCGCUGGCGAUGAAUUCCCAUCGUUCCUCACUCCCGCCGCGUUCCCAGCAGGCGUGAAUAAUGCAUUCAUCCUGACUCGUCCUGGCCAUCCGUUUCUUACCAAACUACUCGAACGAUUGCCAGGUCGAGAUCUGUACUGGGGAAUGCCAUACGUCGAGAAUAUGCUGAGUACGGGGUGCAUGUUCUUCACCAAUGCUUGGAUGGCAUACUUGAGAGAAAAAAAAGCACGUUCUGGACACGACUCGAUUAGCAGAGCACAUGAAGAUCGCGUACAGGUAUUGGCAGAUCACGAUGGCUGGCUUGAAAGUCAUAUGCUGCGGGGAAGGGUUGUCACGCCAUUAUUCGAACACGGAGGCGCGAGCAGUUGGCACAGUUGGGAUGCUGCCGCGAUUGUGCUCAUUGGGAAGCAUUACGGCUAUUUCGCCUUUCUUGGCAUUCUGGGAUGUUUCAGCGGAUUCGCGUUCAUUCUAAGAUUGACGAUGUCAAGAAGGAUCGUACGGCGAGGGUGGCUUGACGCAGAAGCGGAAUGUCGCAUGCUGAAGGACGCUUGAGAUCUUGUGGCAAUCGUUGUUGACAGCUAAAUUGAAAGCCUUGUAUCACAAACACGCGGCCGAAACAGCGACACGACAAUCGACCCCGGAAGGAGAUUCACAGGCCCUUUUGC